GCAGCAGCAGUAGGCUGUGUGUUUCUGCUCCACAGCAGCGGCUGCACUGGGUCUGUUGUGGCCGGAGAGGAUGCGCGCCUCCUGGGGCUCAGACAGCACACCGAGCCGCGCGCACUGAGGAGCACCGGGGGAACCGCGUCACAGGGUAAUGAACGACAUAAAAAUGGCAUCACCUGUGCGGAUAUCCCUGCUCCUGCUGUGCGUCCUGCAUCCAUAUGUGAUAGUACAGAGUGCUGUGGAUUCUGGGACAUGCUCUGGAGGGCGCUGUAGAGCAUCACGCCAAUAUACACCAGCUCAGAACCGAGCCGCACCUGCAGCUCCGAACCACCAGCAUGCAGUCCAGAACCCUCCUCCAGCUGAACUGUGGGAAUCCCAUCUUCCUGUCCAGUCCCAGCGUCCGAGAGAAAGCUUGAGGACACGAUUGGCUGAUGUGUCUGGUACUGGGUGUACUGGUCUGGACUGUGUGGCUAUGGCUGAGAGUAACAGCACCAGAGAGUGCCGGGGGCUGGAGUGCAGGCUGCCUCUAAGGAUCAGGCCGAAGCCCAAAGCGAGGUCGUGUCUGGGGGAUGGCUGUGCCACCGACGGUGCUGCCCCCGGCCAACCUACCCUGAUCCAUGUGCCGGAUAGAGCCGCUCAGUUUCUGGCCGAGUUUACGGAUGCGUCGUAUCCUGCUGCGGAGCUAGGGGGCGCUGCACUAGGAGUUCAGCUCACAUGUGACAUUAAACCUGGAGAGAACGAGGUUCCCUCAGAGGACGCCCUCAUCCUGCACCUGCAGCUGGCCAAAGGGCAGGAGAAGCUGGUGGAGGCGCUGCGAGCGCAGCAGGAGGUGAUCAGAGACCUGCAGCAGCGGCUGGUGGAGCAGCAGGGGGCGCUCCUGUCACAGCAGCGCGAGAUCCUGGAGCAGCAGCAGCGCAUGUACGAGCAGAUGGACGUGGUGAAGGCCCAGUACGGCCUGCUGUCCGAGACCGUCAAGCAGGUGUCCUUCCAGGGCCUGCAGGGGGAGCUGCAGAGCUACUUCCAGAGCCACCUGGCAGGCCUGCAGAGCCAGGCACGCAGCCACCUGCAGAAGUCCUACGCCGUGCACAAAAUGGACGUGGAUGCCAAGGUGAUGGACGUGGCCGAGGACACGGAUCACCCGCUGCUGGGCUGUCGCAGCGCCUGCGGGUCUGAGGAGUACUGCAACUUUCAGAAGCAGCCGCCGCAGUGCGAGACCUGCACCAUGUGCCCACCUGGGUUUUUCCUGGUGUCCCAGUGUUCACCUAAUGCGGACAGGAUUUGCCAGGACAGAGAUGAAUGCCUGGAAAUUCCCAGUCUGUGUGGAGAACGAGUGAAAUGUCUCAAUACUCCAGGUGGGUUCCGGUGCCUGGGCGUGUCGGAGAGAGACAUCUCCUCAGGCCUGUGCGGUCACGAGUACUUCUACAACCAGGAGCUUCAGGAGUGCCAGGCCUGCUCAGACUGUGACGGACAGGCAGUGGCUGUUCCGUGCACUGCCACCAGCGAUGCUGUGUGCGGCGUUCUCUCGUUAAACACACUGUCUCAGACUUGGUCUGCCUCCGUCGCUUUGCCCAUGCCUCGCUCGAAGAGCGGCAGCACGGUGUUCCCGGGGUUACAGCUGAGCAUCAGGGGGAAGGAGGGCAGCGAUCUGCUGGUCAGUCAGGAAGGUUCUCUUAGCCUCCUUCAGCACGGCUUGCUCUGGAUGGACCAGAACUUCGCUCUAAAGCACAGCUGCCGGAAUUUCCUGCAGUUAGGGAUGCGUCUCAGCGGCAGCGAGGAGGAAGGACUCGACUUGAGCGGGGUACGGGUUGAGCAGCCGGAGAGGAAGCACUUCCAGGGGGUGACUGUGAGCUCGGUGGUUGAGGUGGAACCCAAUCAGACCCUGUCGCUGGUUCUGAAGAGCCCCAACCAGCACUGCAACCAGAGCAAAGACCUGCAGCUGUACGAACUGGGCAACUCCGCCUUUAGCUUGGUGUGGCUGUCGCAUGACACUGGUGCGGUCGCAAUGACGGCUCAGAUGUCCACGGUGGCACACUAUCAAGGCAACUACCGGCCAGCCUUCCGCGUCACUGCUGUCUCAGACCCCUAUAUGGUCUCGUUGACUCAUGACAGUCGAGGCAUUCGCUUCACAGAGAAGGGCGUAGUGAAGUUCGUUUUGCAGCAGGCACUCUACGCCAUGGGCCACACUUGCGUCCGUGAGGGAUUCUCGCUAGUCGCCUACGUCAACAGCAAUGGCACCAAUCGGGAAGUGGUGCGAUCCUUCAAAUCUGGCGUCAACUACCGAGACACAUCCAUCACCUUGUCCGCCGCCACUACUGUAGACUUGGGGGAUUGGCUAAACUUCGAGAUCUUCACCCCAUCCCAGUGCAACAUUCGCUACUUUGGCGACAGCUCUGGGAUUAGCAUGCUUAGCCUCCUCUGGAUCCCGGUUACUGUUUCUUCCUCUCUUACAGCAACCGUAUCAAGGACGGGCUUGCCUUCUGGCGCCGUAAGAAACAAAGCCCUACUCUUCCAUCAGGAAGGUCCCGAUUCUGACCACAUUCGACUGGCUGGCACCGGGGAGCAACACAGCCGGAGAAACUUUGUGUUCCAGGAAGCAGGGACAGCUAACGUGGCACUAAACGUCAAGCUAAUCCACUCCUGCAACGUGGUGAAGCUGGUGCUGCAUCGCCAGAGCCAAGAAGGGCAUUCACCGCACACUACGACUCCUCUGGCUCAGCAGGUCGGAGGGCACGUGCCCGAGGGCAGCGAGUGGGCCAGUAUUGGGUUGAGGGCGUCUUUCGAGGUGCAGAACGGCACCGCGAUCUACGUCACGCUGGACUGUGUACGCGGUCGCAUCAAUCAGAUCACGCACAAGGGAGGAACCAACAUCUCCAUUCUGUGGGUCGCUGCGUGAUCCUGACUUUUGGUGCUGUGGGUUUAGUAUGAACAGGUGCUUUCAGGAAAUGGUGCUUCCAGAAACUUCUCAUUGCCAAAACUGGACGAAUGGCGGAAAGCCUGGAUAUUCAGUCAUAUUUAGCACAUUGAAGUAUGAGAAACGAAGAUGAACUGUUUGACCUUGCAGAGAACUUUUUAUGUCUAUUUUUGAGUCUUUUUUUGUGUUUAUUGCAGUAUUCUUUGUAAGAUUUUGGUUUAGUAACAGGAAGACAUGUAAAUGUGGGUGAUUUCACAAAUGAGGUGCCAUUUAAAAGUUACCAAGUACAGUCAAAAUUGCUUUAAACACAUAUCAGGAACAAUAGCUCCCCAGCUUUUAAUUUUUGGUGAGUAUAACGUUUUCUAAAUGUUACAUUUAACAUCCAUGAACGUUUAAAUUUUCUGGAUGUUAUUAGAACUUUUUUAUUUAACAUUUUCAAUGAUAAUGUGAACGUAUUGCCAAGCUUAUCUAGUUGGCAGGGAGUAUGUACAUUUUAAAUGGAGAUUUUUCAUUAAGAAAAGUUUAUAAAUACAUUUUGGUGGAAUAACCCUGGUUUUUAAUCACUGUUGUCAUGCAUCUUGGCAUCAUGUUCUCCUCCACCAGUCUUACACACUGCUUUUGGAUAACUUUAUGCCUUUGCUCCAGGUGCAAAAAUUCAAGCAGUUCAGUUUGGUGGUUUGAUGGCUCGUGAUCAUCCAUCUUCCUCUUGAUUAUAUUCCAGCGUUUUUUUUUAUUUGGUAAAAUCAUACAAACUCAUCAUUUUUAAGUGCUCUCCUUUUUUCCAGAGCUGUAUUUAUACAACCAAUAUGAAUGGGACCCCAAUUGUGAAAUCACCCUAAAAUGUGAAAUAUUAUGAAGCAGUUUUGUAGUAAGUACUGAUCACUUUGCGAGUACUGUACUUCGGCUGGUUGAGGAGUGACUAAUUAUGUUCCAGAGGAAGCAGACUGCUUCUCCUGUACAGUUUCUUUUUAUUUUCAAAGGAUUUGUCUAUUUUAAAAAUGCAUUUUUGCCUAAUUAUGUGUCAGGAUUUUAUACACAUAUCAGAACUGGUAUAAAAGUAUUUAGACACUGAGUAUUUAUGUAAGGAAAUAUGAAACGAUGACUGUAAUUUAUAUGUUGAAGCAUAUACAGAACAUAUUCUAUGUUUAUUUGAUUCCAGUCACUCUCUCUGCGCGGUUAAAGCGGCGCUUUGCUGAGUGUUGAUGGUAAACUGCAGAUGUCUUGUAUUACUCUGAGUUCGGCGGCCCUGUGGAAGUGCUGCCUCUGCAUACUGUAUUUAAUUACUUCUGUAUGUGCUUCAUUCCUCCAGCCAUUCCAAAUAACAAAGCCCCUCAGAGCGCUGGCAGCGGCGCAGGCUCUGUGUUACACAUCCACUGCUAAUCUGUUUACCCUCUGAAAACCGGAGAAACACAGAAACCCAGCACAAUAAAAGCUGUAUGUUUUGCCAGAA
Molecule: messenger RNA, 4358 nt
Organism: Astyanax mexicanus (Mexican tetra)
Lineage: Eukaryota; Metazoa; Chordata; Actinopteri; Characiformes; Acestrorhamphidae
Gene: nell3
Product: NELL (neural EGFL like) family member 3
Exons: 5
Coding region: 149-2890 (913 amino acids)
Molecular function (GO): calcium ion binding; protein binding
Source: RefSeq, a predicted model, not a curated record